GUGGGUGGGGGGCCAGGGCGACUCGGCGGGAGCCAACUUGUUCUAGACUCGGACCCACGCCUUAAGGGGUUAAACCUUUCUUAUGUUUCGGAGCGGCUUAUAAGAAGGGGGAGGCCAAGCCUCCGCCUUAAUUGGGAGCCUUUUGGGGUUUAUUCUCUUCUCUCCUAACUUGGGCAGAUCUUUUCUCAAUGAAGUAAAAUCACAGUGAAAAUUCCAGAUCAAGAAUGACCCAAAAGAAAUCAAAGCUUUGUUGCAGAGCCAAUGUGUAUACUCAAGUGCCUGAUGGAGGAUGGGGUUGGGCAGUCGCUGUUUCUUUUUUCUUCGUUGAAGUCUUUACAUAUGGUAUCAUCAAGUCAUUUGGUGUCUUCUUUAAAGACUUAAUGGACAGUUUUGAUGAAUCCAACAGCAGGAUCUCAUGGAUAAUAUCAAUAUGUGUGUUUGUCUUGACAUUUACAGCUCCCCUCUCCACGGUCCUGAGCCAUCGCUUCGGACACCGCGUGGUGGUAAUGGUCGGAGGGCUGCUGGUCAGCACCGGGAUGGUGGCAGCCUCCUGCUCACAGAAGGUUCACCACAUGUACAUCACCAUCGGGGUCAUCUCAGGUUUGGGAUACUGCUUUAGUUUUCUCCCAACUGUCACCAUCCUAUCACAGUACUUUGACAAAAGACGCUCAGUAAUCACUGCAGUCGCUUCCACGGGAGAAUGUUUUGCUGUGUUUGCCUUUGCACCAGCCAUCACAGCUCUCAAGGAGCAGAUCGGCUGGAGAUACAGCCUUCUCUUUGUGGGCCUGCUGCAGCUGAAUAUUGUCGUCUGUGGGGCACUGCUGAGACCAAUUAUUAUAAGAGGACCCGAGUCACCGAAAAUAGUCACCCACGAAAACCGAAAAGAAGUGCAAUAUAUGCUUGAAAACGAGAAAACACGAACCUCUCUAGACUCCAUUGACUCAGGAGUAGAACUAACUACCUCACCGAAAAAUGUGCCUAGUCAUGCUGCUGCAGAACUGGAGCCCAGGGCUGAGCAGCAGAUCCCGGGGAACACCGGUUCUGCACACAGCGAGAAGAAAGUCCCAUUGUUAGAAUUCUCCAUUUUGAAAGAGAAGAGUUUUAUUUGCUACGCAUUAUUUGGUCUCUUUGCCACACUGGGAUUCUUUGCACCUUCCUUGUACAUCAUUCCUUUGGGCAUUAGUCUGGGCAUUGACCCCGAUCGCGCUGCUUUUUUAUUAUCUACAAUGGCAAUUGCUGAAGUUUUUGGAAGAGUCGGAGCUGGUGUCAUCCUCAACCGAGAGCCCAUUCGUAAGAUCUACAUUGAGCUCAUCUGUGUCGUCUUAUUGACCAUGUCUCUGUUUGCCUUCACUUUUGCUACUGAAUUCUGGGGUCUCAUGUCAUGCAGCAUAUUUUUUGGGAUUAUGGUUGGAACAAUAGGGGGGAGCCACAUUCCGCUGCUCGCUGAGGACGAUGUGGUGGGAAUUGAGAAGAUGUCCUCUGCAGCAGGUGUCUAUGUGUUCAUUCAGAGCAUAGCAGGGCUGGCAGGACCACCCCUGGCAGGUCUGCUUGUGGACCAAAGCAAGAUAUACAGCAGAGCCUUCUACUCCUGCGCGGCUGGCAUGACCAUGGCUGCCAUGUUCCUCGCCUUGGUGAGACCAUGUAAACAGGGGCUGUGCCAGCAUCGCCAUUCAGGUCAAAAAAAACCAGAGAGCCAUCGUGGGAAGGCAUUACAGGACAUACCCGAGGACUUUCUGGAAAUGGAUCUUGGGAAAAUCGAUGCUAGAGUUCACGUGACUAUAGAGCCAGUAUGACACGUUUUCAUGUAACAGCAGCCACUGUGUUGGCUGGAAAGGGGGCCCCUGGGGACACGGGGCAGAGGAGCUAAACACUCAACUCCGCUUUCAAAGCUGCAUUUUAAAGGGAAUGUACAUGUGAACAGUGCUACCAACAUCUUUUCUUUCUCUUCCUUUUUGUUUUUGAAGCCAAAACAAAAACAACCAUACAUAAGUCUGGCUCUGUUCAGUAGCAAUACACAGAUACAUAGAAGGACUCUGUUUCAAAUUCCACUAUUAAAAUAGUGACAUGAAUUAGUAAAGUGGUUUUAAGAGCACACUCACACGUGAUAAAUUCCUAACUCAGAAAAUGUCAUCUAGCCCAGGUCACUGAAAGGAAAUUGGCCAUUCCAAAAACGAAACGUCUUGAACCAUUGAAAAUAACUGUUUGCAGAAAUAUGAGGAAAGUUUUUUAAAGAACUUGAAAAAUGCUGAGUUUCCAUUAACAAAUCACAGCCUCUGAAUUUUCCAAAUAUUGCAUGAGAAUGACAUAUACCAUAGUUUAAGGCCAAACAUUAGAAUAAUUAGCAAAAAAGUUUAAAAUAUAUGUAACUUGAGCUUCAUAAAUGUGAAGAUUACCACCUCUUUAUGGCCAGUCAUCACCGGAAGUAUUGCAAUACAGAAUAUACUAAAUUACAUUCAAAAAUGUAUCUCCUAUUGCUUUUAGUUAUUCAGAAAUAUGUGAUUGUAGUGUCCUUAAUUUAAAGUACUAUUUAUUAUUAAGUUAUUCGAGGGUAACUGAAGUAAUCAAAAGAAAUGAAAAGUAAUCUGAGACAUACAUUGCAUUUUUACCUCCUUGCAAUCUUUUAAGUGUCUCAAAGAAUACUUAUCCUGUAAAAGGCCAAUUUGUGAUGAUUCUUCAGUUUGAUUAAAGGCAACGUGUGCUACUUAAAGCGGGGAGGGGGAAAUAAUGGAUAGCAAAUUGCCUUAGCUUUUUUUUUUUUUUUUUUUGGUACCGGGAUCAAACUCAGGACCUUGUGCUUGCGAGGCAGGUGUGGGGCCAUGGAGCUACAUCCCCGGCCCUGCCUUAGCUUUUAAAAAGGUAAUUUGUUUUAUUAGCUAAGUAUACUUGAGGAUCUUAUCUGAUCAAAAUUAUAUUUUAUUGAAUUGUUGAAGCAUUUCUGAUUUUUUUAAAAUCUUAACUGUUGAGGUAUUUCUGUAUUUUAUUUGGAGUAGCAAAUUUGUGAUGUUACCAUCACAAGUUACAAGUUGCAAUUUACAUCUUACACAGAGCUUGACUUGAUUGUUCUGCGUUGCCAUAGGUAUCGGGUAACUGGUCAUAAUUUUGGAGUUACACUACAUGUUUAAUAUUUCUCAUUUUAGCAGUUUUCUGUAAAGAGGAUAAGAGGUGGGCUGUUUCCUCAUCUAUUUUACUGCAUCUCACCUUACAGGUGAUGGUCAACGCUUGCUGCUCCAUCUUUAUUCAUCUUUAUUGUUAAUUUAUGACUACUCAGGGGGAAAAUAUAACAAGUCUAGUUUGGUUCCAGGUAAACACAAGCUUGAAUAUUUCUCUGCACUGAAAGGAAAGUGGCAUAGUUCAUCACCACCGGCUACAUUUUGUAUAGCAUUUUAUCAGCCAUAGAAAUAGACAAUCUGUAAAACUCUGGGGCAGUUGCAGGAGGAAAUGACAAAGUGUCUGUCUAACACAGAUGCACCUGAAACAAGCAAAGGUGGACGUAGCAAAUCUCUGUUGGGCUUGAGGAAAACCUUGGGCCGCGGCAGCUUUGCGUACUUACACACCUUCAGCACUUUACAGCAUACUUUGUACUAUGAAUGUUCGAUCCAGUUUAAUAUUUAUGACUGAUUUCUGCUCUAUGUCCAUUGUGUUAACUGCAUGAGAAAAACAUGUAUGCCAAUUUCAGUAUGUCAAUAAUCAAGGUUUUAAAUAUUUGGAAGAAAAUAAAAGCAAGAUUUGUUCUGUAUUAGUGACAUUCUGGUACUUCUAGAUUUGCAAUAAAUUUAUGGCUUUUUAUGUAAAGAGA
This is a messenger RNA of Heterocephalus glaber (naked mole-rat), 3796 nucleotides long. It is a transcript of the gene Slc16a6, whose product is annotated as solute carrier family 16 member 6. Gene Ontology annotation, biological process: transmembrane transport; monocarboxylic acid transport. Gene Ontology annotation, molecular function: monocarboxylic acid transmembrane transporter activity. NCBI's taxonomy places the organism in Eukaryota, Metazoa, Chordata, Mammalia, Rodentia, Bathyergidae. The record is from RefSeq and is a predicted model, not a curated record.